Corvus hawaiiensis (hawaiian crow) is the source of this 3475-nucleotide messenger RNA. RefSeq names its product NCK associated protein 1 like (gene NCKAP1L). Gene Ontology annotation, cellular component: SCAR complex. Lineage: Eukaryota; Metazoa; Chordata; Aves; Passeriformes; Corvidae. The record is from RefSeq and is a predicted model, not a curated record. Gene Ontology annotation, biological process: cell migration; cell projection assembly; cell morphogenesis.
GGCCUUUUGGGGACCGUGGGGGUGACACGGGGGUGCCACCGGGGUGCCACCAUGUCCCUGCCCUCGGUGUACGGGGACAAACUGGCUGAGAAGCUGACGCUGCUCAACGAGCGCGCGGGGGUCCUCGUGCGCGUCUACCACAUCAAAAAGACGUGCUCGGACCCCCGCACGCGGCCGCCUUUCCUUGGGGACAAGGCCAUGGAGGCCUCGGCCAAGUUCAUCCAGAAGAAAUUCCCGCACCUGGACGUGCGGAGCAGCACCCAGCACCUGGGGCCAGUGCACAGGGACAAGGGGGACAUCGUGCGGGUGCUGGCACCGUUCUACCACACCUUCCUGGACGUGCUGGAGUUCCGGGACCACGUGUACGAGCUGCUCAACACCAUCGACGCCAGCCAGUGCUUCUUCGACAUCCACAUCAACUACGACUUCACCAAGGGCUACCUGGACCUGGUUGUCACCUACGUGUCGCUGGUGCUGCUGCUGGCGCGCACCGAGGAGCGGCGGCUGCUGCUGGGGCUCUACCACUGCGCGCACGAGAUGAGCCACGGCGCCAGCGAGCCCGGCUUCGCCCGCCUGGCGCAGAUGGUGCUGGAGUACGAGCACCCCCUCAAGAAGCUGCCCGAGGAGUUCGGGCCCCACACCAAGGCCGUGAGCAGCGCGCUGCUGUCGCUGCGGGCGCCGUUGGCGCGGCGCUGCCAGGAUGCAGAGCAGUGGCGGCGGGAGCAGCUCCUGAGCCUGCUGGGACCCGCCGGGGACAUGCUGAGCCCGGCCACGUGCGACAGCAUGGCCUGUGAGUACCUGUCCCUGGAGGUGAUGGAGCGCUGGAUCAUCCUGGGGUUCCUGGUGUGCCCGGGGGCUCUGGCCGCCCCCCCCCCGUGCCAGGAGCUGUGGCGCCAGGCGCUGCAGGGCACCCUCUUUGUCACCCUCCUGCGCGACGAGGCCAUCGCCGUGCACAAGGUCACCGAGGAGCUGCUGGGGGGGCUCAAGGGGUACGGGAAGCGCGUGGCCGAUGUCAAGGAGUGCCGGGACCACGCGGUGGCUCACAGCCCGGCGCUGCACCGGGGCCGCCGCUCGUUCCUGCGCGGGGCUGUGCGGGAGCUCGUGGCGCUGCUGGAGGAUCAGCCGGGGCUGCUGGGGCCCAAGGCCCUGCUGGUGUUCGUGGCCCUGUCGCUGUGUCGCGACGAGGUGAGCUGGCUGUCGCGGCACGCCGAGCACGCCACCAAGACCAAGAGCCCCGAGGACUUCGCCGACAGCCGCAUCGCGGAGCUGCUGUUCGCGCUGGAGCAGCUGCGGGCGCUGGUGCGGCGGCACCGGCGGGUCCUGGGCCGGUACAACCGGCAGUACCUGGCCCGCUUCGACGCGCUCGUGCUCAGCGACGUCAUCCAGAACCUCUCGGUGUGUCCCGAGGAGGAGUCCGUGAUCCUCUCGUCCUUCGUCAGCUCCCUCUCGGCUCUCUCUGCCAAAGAAGUGGAUGACAAGGAGCAGUUUGACUUCACCGCCCUGCGCCUCGACUGGUUCCGGCUCCAGGCCUACACGAGCGUGGCGAAGGCGGCGCUGCCGCUGGUCUCCAACGGGGACGUGGGACGCGUCAUGAACCUCGUGGUGUUCCACACGCGCCUACUGGACCAGCCCGAGGAGCUGCUGGAUGAGGUCUCCGACCUGUCCCACCUCUGUUUCUACCCCCGGCCCCUGGAGCGGAUGUUCGCGGUGACGCUGGAGGAGCCGUCCAUGCUCCGCUUCACCAUCGCCUUCCCCCUGCUCUGCGCCCACUUCUCGCGCUGCCCGCACCCCAUGUGCCCCGAGGAGUACCCGCAGCUGGAGGCGGCGGCGCUGGGGCUCUGCCACAAAUUCCUGGAGGAGCUGGCGCGGGUGGGCAGCGGCUGCGUCCUGGAUGCCUGCGCCGAGCAGCACAACCUGAGCCAGCAGCUGCUGCCCAAGCACUGCGCAGCCACCAUCAGCAGAGCCCGCGGCAAGAAAACCCCGAAGCAGCCGCCCCGCAAAGGGGACCCCGACAGGGACAAGCCGGGGACAGAGAGCCAACGGCGUGACCGGACGCUGACCACCAACAUGGACAAGCUGCACCUGACCCUGGCUGAGCUGUCCCUGAGCCUCAACCAUGUCCCCAACUUCACCGUCUUUGGGCACAAGGUGACACCGGCCGAGUACCUGAGCAGCCACCUGGAGACGCGCCUGACCAGGGCCAUCGUGGCCAUGGCUGGCUACAGCCAGGCCACGCAGGAGGUGGCCCGGCCCUCGGAGGUGCUGGCGGGGCUGGGGGCCUACAUGGGGCUGGUGCAGCGGCUGGGACAGUUGGUGGCACUGGACACGGGGCGGCUGCUCCGCGCGGUGCUGCUGCAGCAGAGCCACCCCCGCGAUGCCAGCGGGCAGCCCACGCUGACCGCCAUCUACACGGACUGGUACCUGGAGGCCCUGCUGCGCCAGGCCAGCACCGGGGCCGUGCUCCUGUCCCCGGCCCUCCAGGCCUUCACCACGGUGCCCCGCGAGGAGCAGCCCCCGUUCAGCGCCGCCGAGUUCUCCGACAUCUCAGAGAUGCGGGCGCUGGCCGAGCUCAUCGGGCCCUACGGGAUGAAGUUCCUGAGCGAGAACCUGAUGUGGCACGUGGGGUCCCAGGUCACCGAGCUGAAGAAGCUGGUGGCCGAGAACAUGGACACGCUGGUGCAGCUGCGCUGCUGCAGGGCCGAGCAGAGGCCGGCGCUGCUGUCCCGCCUGACCUCGGCCGAGAACGUCCUGAAGCGCAUGACCAUCAUUGAGAUCCUGAGCUUCCGCGCCAUGGCCCAGCAGGGCCUCAGGGAGGCGUUCUCCCAGCACUGCCCCUUCCUGAUGGGCCCCAUCGAGUGCCUGGCGGACGUGGUGACCCCCGACACCGACAUCCAGGUCACCCUGAGCAUCUUCGAGCUGGCCUCGGCCGCGGGGAUCCCGUGCGAGGUGGACCCGGCGCUGGUCACUGCCCUGGCCGGCAACAGGACAGAGGGCUCGUCCCCCGAGGAGGAUUACAAGGUGUCCUGCCUGCUCCUGGUGUUCGUGGCCGUGUCCCUGCCCCAGCUGGCCGCUGACCCCGCGUCCCUCUACAACCCCGAGCUGGACGGCUACAACAACAACCUGCACUGCCUGGCCAAGGCCAUCGUCCAGGUCUCGGCCGCGCUCUUCACCGUCCACAACAAGAACAUCGAGACCCACCUGAAGGAGUUCCUGCUGCUGGCCUCGGUCAGCCUCCUGCAGCUGGGCCAGGAGCCGGACAAGGUGCGGGCGCGGAACCGCGACUCCCUCGUGCUGCUGCUGCACCUGAUCGUGGCCGAAUCGUCCUUCCUGACGCUGGACAUGCUGGAGAGCUGCUUCCCCUACGUCCUGCUGCGCAACGCCUUCCGCGAGGUGUGCCGGGACCCCCCCGGCCCCGGCAGGGCCCUCCCGCACUGACCGGACCCCCGCACCCCCGCCCGGCCCGCGCCGGGACCCC